CCCCGCGCCAUGGCUGCUUUGCAGUUCCUGCUGAUGAUCCCGGCUUUGGGCAAUUUCCUUUUCACUUUCGGGACCGGCGUGGAGCUGAUCCGUUUUAUUUCCUUCCGUGCCGUCUUUUUGCAGCUACCCGCGGGGGCUGCCUCUCCUCCUUCCCACGGAACCGGCGUGAAUCCAGGUGACACCUCGAAUCCUCAGUGGAAAAUGGCCCUAAGAGAUCCCAAGAUUUUGCACUCGCUAACAGUGGAUGUGGGCCUGAUCGUCCUUUUUGUCCUGCAGCACAGCCUGAUGGCUUCUGAUCGGGUCAAACACUGGACCUGCAACUGCUUUGGGGUCUUGCAGAGAACGGUCUAUGUUUUUUGCACAGACUUAUCCCUUCAGUUGCUGAUGAGGUAUUGGCAGCCAGUACAGGAUGGUCCUAUGCUGUGGAAUACAAACACCGAGCCAUGGAUCACUUGGGUUCCACUCAUCUGCUUUGUCCUUCAUUUCAUCUCCUGGCUAAUCAUCUUUAGCAUCAUUCUCAUCUUUGAUUAUGCAGAACUGAUGGGAGUCAAGCAGGUUUAUUACUAUUGCUUGGGCAUGGGAGACCCUUUGGCUGUGAAGUCUUCACGGGCCCUCCGUCUCUACUCCCACCUUCGCCAUCCACUGUACGUGGAGUUUCUCCUUAUCCUCUGGGCUGUUCCCUGCCUCUCCCUUGACCGCCUGCUUCUGGCCUCCCUCUUCACGAUCUAUCUUACCUGCGCUCACAGCCUGGAUGAACAGGAUUACCUCUACCUCCGUGCCCAGCUGGACAAGAAGUUCCAAAUCUUCUCCCGGGAAGAGGCAGCUUAUGGGCGCUUGUUGGCUCAAAAUGGCCCCUCAGACUACAAGGACAAUUGAGUAACGAUCGGAUAGGUACCUGUUUUAGUUGCAGGGGUGGGGUCUGACUUUUGUGGGGGGCGGGUGUCAAACUUUGCCAGGUCCCUGCUUACAAAGCACUGAAUAAUACGCCAUAUCUUGAUUGUACUUUUAUAUAAAAAGGACUUGAAGAGCUGCCACCCAAAAAUUUGUUAUCUACUGGGCCAAGUCUCUUGUAACUCCCGAAAAGAAUCUUUCCUAAGCUAGUGUUCUCCAUUAUUAUGGAUUGGAACUUCAUUGUCCUCCACAGCAGUAUUAGAUGAAGAUGUUAGUCUUGAAAUAUUUGGAGAAUGUCAAAUUGGGAUAGUCUGGACUGAAACACACUAAGUUCUACUCGUAUUGUAGAUCAUGUAACAGAGGUGCUGUUUAGGAUCUUACUGGAGAAGGUUGGAAUAGCCAAUGCCUGGGUUGAUCCCACCUUAGAAUAUUAAGGAGAUCCUUUUUGAUCAUGAAUUUUUCACUUACUCUGAGAAUUCUUAAUAAUGGUUGAAAUCUAGCUAUAAUUGGCCAGCUUCUAGGUUGGAUGCUUGUGUGGAGAGCAAGAAGUUGGUUAAACAAA
Molecule: messenger RNA, 1453 nt
Organism: Notechis scutatus (mainland tiger snake)
Lineage: Eukaryota; Metazoa; Chordata; Lepidosauria; Squamata; Elapidae
Source: RefSeq, a predicted model, not a curated record